Messenger RNA from Colletotrichum truncatum, 1539 nucleotides. Its product is annotated as cytochrome p450. The record is from RefSeq and is a predicted model, not a curated record. Lineage: Eukaryota; Fungi; Ascomycota; Sordariomycetes; Glomerellales; Glomerellaceae. Gene Ontology annotation, molecular function: oxidoreductase activity, acting on paired donors, with incorporation or reduction of molecular oxygen; monooxygenase activity; iron ion binding.
AUGGUCGGAAUAUUGACCUCCACCGUGGGUGUCACGUUAACUUCCGGCACUUGGAGUUUAUUACUCAACCUCAUCGCAUUCAUUGCUGUCGCCGUCUUCUUUGCUUGGGAGUUUAGGUCCUGGUACCGACUACGAAAUAUUCCCGGUCCAUUUAUCGCCUCAAUUUCGGUCCUGUGGCAGUUGAAGAAAGCAGUUGGCGGAACAUACCAUGAGCAUCUGAAUGAUGUCGCCCGGAAAUACGGGCCUUUGGUGCGCAUCGGGCCAAACGAGCUUCUUUGCACAGACCCCGACUCGCUUCGCAAAAUCUCGGGUGUUCGCUCGCUGUAUACCAAGGGGGACUUUUACGCUACCGGCCGUAUCACGCCUGGCGUUGACAAUGUCGUUUCGAUGCGGGAUGAGGAGGCGCACAAGGCCAUGAGGGCGCGCAUGGCUCCGGCCUACGCCGCCAAAGAAAAUGAAGGGUUCAGCUUCGAGAGUGGCAUCGAUCGCCAGCUCAUGAACUUUAUUCGCUUAAUUGAUCAGCAUUAUGUCUCUACCGAUAGCGAGUUUCGGCCAUUGGAUCUCGCCGAAAAGACUCAGUUCUUCGCGCUAGAUGCCAUCGGCGACAUUUCAUUUGGCGACCCGUUCGGGUUCCUCGCUGAAGACCGCGACCUGUUUCGGUACAUUGAGAUUAACGAGUCUUCCCUGCCGGUCUUGAACGUCGUAUCGGUGCUUCCGUGGCUCGGCCGACUUGUUCACAAAUGGCCCUUUCGCUUGAUGAUGCCGAAGGAGAACGACCAAGUUGGUUUUGGUCGCCUCAUGGGCUUCGCUAAAAAUUAUGUCGAGAUGAGACUACAGCCCGGCGCAAAGCCCCAGAAAGAUAUGAUGCAAACUUUCAUCAACCAAGGUCUCAACUUGGAAGAGCUUAUUCAGAUUGUUUAUAUUCACAUGAUCGCAGGCACUAAUUCAGCUGCACAAGCCAUGCGCAUGACUUUACUCUGCCUAAUAAAUAAUCCAGUAGCCUAUCGCCGACUGCAACAGGAGAUUGACGAUUGCAUCGCGGCAGGUACCAUCAGCUCUCCCAUCACCGACGCCGAAGCUCUCAAACUCCCUUACCUCCAAGCGGUCAUCCGCGAAGGACUAAGGGUGUACCCACCCGUCACCGGGCUUGGCUUCAAACAGACGCCCAAAGGUGGCGAUAUCCUCAAUGGCUAUUUUGUCCCCGGCGGCACGCAGAUCGGACAGAAUUACUUUGGAGUUGGGCGUUCACAGUGGGUUUGGGGGCCCGAUGCCGAUGUUUUCCGGCCAGAGAGAUGGCUUUCGGCAAGCGAAGAGGAGGUGAAGCAGAUGGAUGCCGUUCUGAGUACGCAUUUCGGCCAUGGCAAGUAUUCUUGCCCUGGGAAACCGAUUGCCAUGAUGGAACUUAACAAAGUGUUUGUUGAGCUGCUGAGGAGAUACGACUUAACAGUCGUAAACCCAGAGAAGCCUAUCAAGACUCUCAGUGCAAUUUUCUUCGUUGCGAGAGACUUCUGGGUGACGUUAACAAGACGGUCACCUUAA